Lates calcarifer (barramundi perch) is the source of this 2142-nucleotide messenger RNA. RefSeq lists its product as uncharacterized. The transcript has 19 exons. Lineage: Eukaryota; Metazoa; Chordata; Actinopteri; Centropomidae. The record is from RefSeq and is a predicted model, not a curated record. The coding region runs from base 104 to 2104 and encodes 666 amino acids.
GCACCACUGAGGAAGGAAAACAGGAUUGUGGUGGCAUUGGGUCAGUUGAAACAAGACAAAGAGGCAGUUCAGCUUGCAUUUGGUCACAUUUCUGGCUGAAGCCAUGGGACUUCUCUUACGUGUGGUGCUGCUAUGGAUGCUCUCAAUUGGAGAACUUCAAGCAUACUCUAAAGCUCCCUAUAUUGGCUUUGAGGGUGGCUAUCAAAAUCCUGAUGCUAGUAAAUCCCAGAAGAUUUCAAGUUAUAGGCCCCAGGUGCCUAGCUACGAACCCAAGCACCAGCCCAGGCCCCAGGUUCCAAGCUACCAGCCCAAGCCCCAGCCCAGGCCCCAGGUUCCAAGCUACCAGCCCAAGCCCCAGCCCAGGCCCCAGGUUCCAAGCUACCAGCCCAAGCCCCAGCCCAGGCCCCAGGUUCCAAGCUACGAACCAAGGCCCCAGGUUCCAAGCUACCAGCCCAAGCCCCAGCCCAGGCCCCAGGUUCCAAGCUACCAGCCCAAGCCCCAGCCCAGGCCCCAGGUUCCAAGCUAUGAACCAAGGCCCCAGGUACCUAGCUACCAGCCCAAGCCCCAGGUGCCAAGCUACGAACCAAGGCCCCAGGUUCCAAGCUACCAGCCCAAGCCCCAGCCCAGGCCCCAGGUUCCAAGCUACGAACCAAGGCCCCAGGUGGCAAGCUACGAACCCAAGCCCCAGCCCAGGCCCCAGGUGCCAAGCUACGAACCAAGGCCCCAGGUUCCAAGCUACCAGCCCAAGCCCCAGCCCAGGCCCCAGGUUCCAAGCUACGAACCAAGGCCCCAGGUGCCCAGCUACCAGCCCAGGCCCCAGGUGCCAAGCUACGAACCAAGGCCCCAGGUUCCAAGCUACCAGCCCAAGCCCCAGCCCAGGCCCCAGGUUCCAAGCUACGAACCAAGGCCCCAGGUGCCCAGCUAUGAACCCAAGCCUCAGCCCAGGCCCCAGGUUCCAAGCUACCAGCCCAAGCCUCAGCCCAGGCCCCAGGUUCCAAGCUACCAGCCCAAGCCUCAGCCCAGGCCCCAGGUUCCAAGCUACCAGCCCAAGCCUCAGCCCAGGCCCCAGGUUCCAAGCUACCAGCCCAAGCCUCAGCCCAGGCCCCAGGUUCCAAGCUACGAACCAAGGCCCCAGGUGCCAAGCUACGAACCCAAGCCCCAGCCCAGGCCCCAGGUUCCAAGCUACGAACCAAGGCCCCAGGUGCCUAGCUACAAACCAAGGCCCCAGGUUCCAAGCUACCUGCCCAAGCCCCAGCCCAGGCCCCAGGUUCCAAGCUACCAGCCCAAGCCCCAGCCCAGGCCCCAGGUGCCUAGCUAUGAGCCCCAGCCCCAGCCCAGGCCCCAGGUGCCUAGCUAUGAACCCAAGCCCCAGAUUACUUCCUUUCAGCCAAGGUCCCAGGCAUCUUACCAGCCCAGGCCCCAGGUUCCAAGCUACCAGCCCAAGCAGCAGCCUCAGCCCAGGCCCCAGGUGCCCAGCUACCAGCCCAAGCAGCAGCCUCAGCCCAGGCCCCAGGUGCCCAGCUACCAGCCCAAGCAGCAGCCUCAGCCCAGGCCCCAGGUGCCAAGCUACCAGCCCAAGCAGCAGCCUCAGCCCAGGCCCCAGGUGCCCAGCUACCAGCCCAAGCAGCAGCCUCAGCCCAGGCCCCAGGUGCCCAGCUACCAGCCCAAGCCCCAGAUUACUUCCUUUCAGCCAAGGUCCCAGGCAUCUUACCAGCCCAGGCCCCAGGUUCCAAGCUAUGAACCAAGGCCCCAGGUUCCAAGCUACCAGCCCCAGCCCGGGCCCCAGGUUCCAAGCUAUGAACCAAGGCCCCAGGUUCCAAGCUAUGAACCAAGGCCCCAGGUGCCACGCUACGAACCCAAGCCCCAGCCCAGGCCCCAGGUGCCCAGCUACGAACCAAGGCCCCAGGUGCCAAGCUACCAGCCCCAGCCCAGGCCCCAGGUGCCACGCUACCAGCCCAAGCAGCAGCCUCAGCCCAGGCCCCAGGUGCCCAGCUACCAGUCCAGCAGUAAUACUGGUUUUGAUCCCCUUCCUUCCCAGUCUGAAGGCACAACUGGUGUUGGCUACAGACCUGCCACCUCAGGAGGUGCAUCAUCUCUUCAAUGAAUUGAUCUCUUUGAAAAAUAAAAUGCAGUUUGUCUAUA